Brachypodium distachyon (stiff brome) is the source of this 1134-nucleotide messenger RNA. Its product is annotated as septin and tuftelin-interacting protein 1 homolog 1. NCBI's taxonomy places the organism in Eukaryota, Viridiplantae, Streptophyta, Magnoliopsida, Poales, Poaceae. Gene Ontology annotation, cellular component: U2-type post-mRNA release spliceosomal complex. The record is from RefSeq and is a predicted model, not a curated record. The coding region runs from base 1 to 1134 and encodes 377 amino acids. Gene Ontology annotation, biological process: spliceosomal complex disassembly. Gene Ontology annotation, molecular function: nucleic acid binding. The transcript has a single exon.
AUGGCGUUACUGAAUCCUGGCGGCAGCCUCUUCGCGCCGCCGCCGGAAAACGAGCCGGCCCCGUACCCGUCCGACAUGCCAGGCAGUCUCGCGUUCACGAGCCCAGCGGUGGCAAAGAUGAUGCGGCUGAUGAACUACCGCGAGGGCUCCGGCCUCGGCGUGCAGGGCCAAGGCAUCGUCGACCCGAUCCAGCCCAACGCGUGGCCCAAGAAGACCGGCAUCGGCCAUCGCAAGGCCCUGUCCCUCUACCACGACAACGGCCUGCAGUCCUCCCAGGACGCACCCCGCGCGUCGCCGUUCGACAAGGAGUGGCUCCGCGAACAGGAGGAGCUCUCACGCGCGCUACGGCUCGAGCAGGAGUGCUACGAGACGGCCCUCGCGGCAUUGCAAGACAUGACGACGCUCCAGGGCGACGGCAGCGCCGAGACGGCGCACGCGCUGGCGGCGGUGCUCGCGUCCGAGGGCGUGCUCGGGGACCCGGGCCGCGCUCCGGGGCAGUGGAAAGCCGCGCUGCCGUCUUCCGCCUUACGGCACGUCGUGGAGAAGAUCGUAAUCCCGAGCAUCGCCAUGGGCGUGCAAGGCUGGGAGCCGGCGUGGGACCCGGACUGCCACAACUGGCUGCGCCGGUGGAUGCCGCUGGUCGGACACCUUCCGGAGCACUUCUACCCCGCCGUGGAAAGCAAGAUCCUCACGAGGAUCGGCGAGUUGGACGUCUACGAGCCGUGGAAGGACUACUUCAGCCCGGCGUGUCUCGCCGCCUUCGCGGAGCGGCACGUCCUGCCGGACGUGGCGCGGCUGGUGAGGGCGCUGACGGUCACGCCGCCCAAGCAGACCGACUGCUCGUUCCGCUGGGCGAUGCGGCGGGCGGCGCUCGUGCCCGCGAAGCUGCAGCGGGAUGUCGUGGUGCCGAUGCUGGAGGAAGAAGGCGGGUUCUGGGACAAGUGGGAGCGCGCGCUGCGGCAUUGGCUGAGGGCCAGGAAGCCGUCUCUUGGGGAGGCCCGCGCGUGGUGCGACGGGUGGAGGAGCCUCUUCACGCCUGAGCUGCUCGCCGAUGGACGCGUGCUGGCGCGGCUUGAGGGUGCCGAUGGCGUCGUUGAGAGCGCGAUGCGUGAACUUGAGUUGAGAGCUUUGUAG